AUGGAGGGGGCAUUCCAGGGGUUACCGAUCCAGUGCCCACCCGAUCUGUCGCCAAAGCAGCUGUGGCAGUUUCCGGCCUUCCAGAUCUGGGUCUCCACUCUGCGGCGAUCCUUGGCUCGCCAGGGGCAGCCAUCCCAUGAAUUCCACGCGUGCCCUUAUGUUCUACGCCAGAUCGAGGUCCAGGCGGUGGAUUACUUUCGUGGAGGGCGACUGGGCUUUGUAAAACUCAAGGCGGACGUGUCAAACGACCGGGGGGAGUCACUGCCCGGGAGUGUGUUCUUGAGGGGGGGCAGCGUUGGUAUGCUGCUCAUCCUCCAGCCCGACGAUGUGCCAGACUCGUCAUCCGACACGGACAAGCGGGCGGUCCUGACCGUCCAGCCGCGGAUCCCCUCGGGCUCGUUGGCCUUUGCGGAGAUCCCGGCGGGGAUGAUCGAUGACAGUGGUACGUUUGCAGGCGCGGCGGCGAAAGAGAUCGAGGAGGAGACAGGGCUCUCUAUCCCGCAGGAGGAACUGUUGGACAUGACCGCGCUGGCGCUGCAGUGCCGUGGGGAAGGGCGUGACGGGGAACAAGAGCUGCAGAAAGCGAUCUAUCCCUCUCCCGGUGGGAGCGACGAGUUUAUCCCGUUGUUCCUUUGCCAGAAGAAAAUGCCCCGAAAGGAGAUUGAAGCUCUGCAGGGCCGAUUGACAGGGCUACGAGACCACGGGGAGAAGAUUACGCUCAAGAUCGUGCCCUUGGAGAACUUGUGGAAAGAGGCUUUGCAUGACGGGAAAACCCUGGCCGCCUGGGCUUUGUACAAAGGAUUGAAAGAUGAAGGGAAAAUCUAG
Penicilliopsis zonata CBS 506.65 is the source of this 825-nucleotide messenger RNA. RefSeq lists its product as hypothetical. The transcript is spliced from 2 exons. The coding region runs from base 1 to 825 and encodes 274 amino acids. The record is from RefSeq and is a predicted model, not a curated record. Gene Ontology annotation, biological process: ribose phosphate metabolic process; nucleoside phosphate metabolic process. NCBI's taxonomy places the organism in Eukaryota, Fungi, Ascomycota, Eurotiomycetes, Eurotiales, Aspergillaceae. Gene Ontology annotation, molecular function: ADP-glucose pyrophosphatase activity; ADP-ribose pyrophosphatase activity.